CAAGCCGAGUGAGCAGUAAAACCCAUGAACAUCAGCCACCAGUUCACUGUCAACCUUCAUGCAAGACAACCACGACACUUACCUGUGACGCAUUAUCAGGUGGGGACAUAAUGGAAGAGAAUGAGGAGCAGUCGGACGCCCAGAAGUCUGAUACCAGUGUGAAGGAGGGAAACGAUGAGACAGAAAGCUUCAGGCUACACAUGGUCACAUGGAAUGUAGCUACAGCCGAUCCUCCUGAGGAUGUCACCUCUCUUCUCCAUCUGAACUCCCCCAAGAGCCCGGACCUCUAUGUCAUCGGCCUCCAGGAGGUGUACUCCGGCCCACUGAGGUUCAUGUCAGACAUGGCGUUUGAUGACCCGUGGAGUCAUCUGUUCAUGUCCACGUUAGCACCGCUGGGAUACAUCAAGGUGUCAUCCAUCAGAAUGCAGGGUUUGUUGCUGCUCUUCUUCUCCAAAGUGGACCAUGUCCCCUUCAUCAGAGACAUCCAGGCCACAUACACACGCACAGGCAUUUUCCAUUACUGGGGUAAUAAAGGUGGCGUGUCUAUUCGUCUGUCUUUCUAUGGCCACAUGCUCUGUUUCCUCAACUGUCACCUGGCAGCUCACAUGAAGUAUGCCACAGAGCGAGUCGAUGAGUUUGAGUACAUCCUGGACAUGCAGACCUUCGACUCUAGAAAGGCUCCAGGAAUCCUUGACCACAGGCUCAUCUUCUGGUUUGGGGAUCUCAAUUUCCGCAUCGAGGACCACGGCAUGCACUUUGUGCGCUCCUGCAUCAACAACACCACCUACAACCUGCUCUGGAGCAAAGACCAGUUGACCAUGAUGAAGAAGAAAGAGCCGCUGCUCCAGGAGUUUGAGGAGGGAGCUCUGGACUUUCAGCCCACAUACAAGUUUGACUUAAACUCUGAUACUUAUGACAGCAGGCCCUACAGGACAUGGUUGGCCUUUAACGGUAAGAAGCGUAAGCCGGCCUGGACGGACAGGAUCUUGUGGCGGAUGAGGCCCAGGACCUCUCCCCGUAAAGAAGAUGAUGAAGACGAGGACCCUGAGUUAGCUGAGAAGAAUGCUAAGCAGCAGGAAGAGGAUGAAGAGUAUCCUUUGAAGAUCUGCCAGGACAUGUACACCAGCAACAUGGAGUACAGCAUCAGUGACCACAAGCCUGUUGUAGGCACCUUCACCUUGGAGCUUAGGAAGAUGUACACAAGUCCUCUGGUGCGCCUGCAGCCGGAGGGCGAUUGGAGUGCUGACAUUGACGCCAUGGUUCUGUACAGCCCAUUGCAGCCCUUCCCCUCCAGUACUUGGGACUGGAUUGGACUCUAUAAGGUUGGCUUCACCAGCAUGUCAGACUACAUUACAUACACCUGGGUCAAAGAUGACGAAGUUUCCCUCAAUGAUGAACUCAUACAGGUAUAUGUCAGUAAGGAGGAGAUCCCUGUGCUGGGAGGAGAAUGCGUGCUGUGUUACUACAGUAGUACACUGGAGUGCAUUAUUGGAAUCAGUGAACCAUUCAAGGUCCACGAGUCCAAGGUAGCUAUUGAGGAGGGGUUGGUGCCUGCAAAAAUCAAUGGACUUGACAAGACCACAGCCACUUAAGACCCUCAGGAUCAGAAGUCCUAGAUGUGUUGAGAUAUAGAGGUGGAUCCACUUGGGCCCGCAUCUCCCGGACCACAAGGCUUGUAGUAACUGUGGUUGUGAUGUUUCCUAACCUGCCAGUGGCAGCCACUAAAGGAGCAGAUUAGGAAAUGCUGUGUGUUUAUGCUGUUACAGAUCCCCACUGACCUCCUCUGACCUGACAGCUCCAAUGCAACUGGUGCAGCUAUGGGCUACUCAGACUUACAGGGCCCGUGCACUUCUGUUUAAAGAGUGAACUCUCGGGUCCACAGGUUCUCUGUACACAGAUCAAGCAUAGUUUAAAGUCAGGUUGAAAUCAAAUCAGAUAACAUCUUACUCAGACACUAUUUAUAAUUUUGUUUUAGUGAGUUCAAAAUCCUUCAACCAGAGGGGAGAACGGGUAGAUUGAGAUGGGCUCGGAUACUGAGGUGUACAGAGGGAAAACAUUGGGAUAGACUCUGAUAAAGAUUAGGUAUGUAGGAUGUGUACUGGUAUGAAAGUUUGUGCGAUCAGGGAGAAAUAUGUGACUUGAGUGAAGGAAGCUUUCCUCACAGGAAAAAAAAAAAAAAAUCAAAACUGUUUUAACAAAAUUCCAGGUUUUCAUGCUCCGAUUGCUGUCCCGCCAACCUUGUUUAGUGUGGUUGAGUGAAACCUUCGAAUUCUAGCUCUCAGUUUUGUUCAUUUGGCAAGGUGAAAACGACCAAAUUAUGACACUCACCUCACAGCUGCUUUUUUGUUUGGCGUGAGAGUGCAAGCAUUUUACUGAAAUUCGGAAUACCUUUAUUUUAGCCACAUUUGGUUGAAAUAAGUGUGUUGAAAUAAGCCCCCUAAAAUGUCACCCUAAACAUGUUACAGCUAUAAAUGCAUGUAAAAAUACAGUUUCUGAAGAAACUGUAUUUUUAUUUUUAUAAUGCUUAUAGCCAAAGUGGAAACAAUCAGAUUUUAUUCUUUAGACACUUUACCUGGGUCGCCAUGAGAAUUUGUUCACAGAUGUUUUAUUUGUUAUUUGGCAAUUGGAGACAAACUGAGCCAAUGAAGAGUUGUAACUGGGUGGAGUAAUUCAUACAGGUCAAAAGACAAGCAAGCUAAACUGUCUCUGCUGUGUAAAAUGUAUAAAUUAACCCAGAACAUUUGAACACUCAUUCUUUAAAAUGCUAAAAUAAUUUUAUCAAUAAGAUGCUGAUUAAAACUGGAAUGGCUUGGCACCUGAUUUUAAUCAGCUGCAAACCAUGAGUCUGUAAAUGGAGGCAUGGUCAGAGCAUGAAAACCUGAGAGGUGCUAUUUUAGGAGUAACUCACCCAAAAUGAAAAUGAAGCUAUCUGCUGGCAUGGGUAUCAGUUGCAGUUCCCAUUGUAGUUCAUUGGACGGCCGAACACACACAGUUUUAGCCUCUUCACUCUCCAUCUCUGCCUUCCCUCAAAGUGCUGUAUCUUCACCCUGCCAGUGCUCUGGUUGUACCCAGUGACAUAUUACCAGGGUGACUUUUCAAGGAACUGAAAGGAUCCUUCAGCCCAUUGCGGUACUGGAUUUUCCUAACCAAUUUUAAUCCCAUUGUUGACAGAUUACUGACACUUUUUAGUGUUUUUCCCUAAACACAAAAAAUACCUGAAGCUAUGUUUUGACCCUGGCCCCUGUGGUCAAACUGCAGACAUUCGUCAAAAUGUUGCUCAUCCAUGGGGAAAGUUCCUGCUGUUGACCCUUGGAUUAUUCCAAAAAAGAGUAAAGAGUCUGUGGAGAAAUUUAGUGACCAUUUUGCUUUCUUUGGGAGCUGUGAAAAGACAAACCUAUAAACUUUAGUAGUUUGAGAGCGGGCUGAGAUCCAAUUGUGAGAGCUAACUCUCUAUUUGAUUUUCCAACUAAUUUCAAUUGAGUUUUGACUGAUAGCGAGGCGAUGGCAGUAGAAAAUGGUUGAACUUCAUUUUAAGGUGAACUAUUCCUUUUUAAAACAAUAGAUGAUAUGAUCCACCCUAUCCUUUACAAAUCAUUACACUCAAUAUGGAUUAAAAUACAGAUUUUUCAGUCUUGCACCAACUAGGCUUAUCUGUGUACUGUCAAGAAAACCAAACCCAAUGAGUCACGUUACUGAAGGAUGUUUAUAGAAUCUGGAUCUAUAUGGUUCAAAACUUAUUUUUGUGAGUUCACAUUAAAAAUGAAUGAAUAAAUCAAAAUACACUGGGCACGCACUUCUUUGUUAACCAAAUGGCUUCUUUAACUGGCUUGUGCUUUAUGCAACUCUUUUUAUUUUGUGUUAUAUAGCUAUGCUGACAUAGUUAAACACCACCUGAAAUGGUAUAAGCUCCUUUCCUGAAAAAAAUAUUUGAAGUCUUUUAAACCAGUGUUUUUGUGUUUUUCAUGUUUACAGUGGUAGUCUUUUGUAACAGCUGAUUUUAUCCCCAGAUGUUUACCAUUAAUCCGUAUGUCUUUGGGCUGAAAUCUUGAGGACAUUAUGUACUGUAAGGAAAUAUUAAAUCCAGUCUCGCUCUUACUUAAGCAUAUUUAAAUUGAAUUUUGUAACGGUAAAUUGUACUGUAAAUGGGCUCUAAAGGACAUUUAAGAGAAGAUUUUUCAGUUGUUCACAUUAACUUCAGUUUUUCCUCAUGGACUUGAAAAUCUUACUAAUUUGUACUUUUUUACAGUGCAGAUUAACAGCUUGCAGUUUCAUUCAAAGCAACAGCAUUGUGCUCUUUUUUAACAUCAGUCAUUCCAUUUUAUCACUAAUCGUUUCACAGCAAAAUAGAGAGGUAAAUAAAUAUUGCACUGUUUUAUUGUUGUCAUUGGAUAUAAAUUAAGUAUUUAUAGAUUUGACUUAAGUGUUGGUUAUAUGAUGGUUAUUUGUCAUGUUAUCAGUCUCUGUUGGGAAAAUAUAGACAUGUAUUUUUUAGGAAAGAAGCUGGAUUCAGUAAGUGCCUUUCAAAUGACUGUGGCUUUACAUUUUAUCUACUUUGCUGCUCAGUUCUGAUGCAAUGUGUAUCACCAGUAUUCAUCGGAUUAUUAUCAUAAGAAGACAUGAUGCUUAGCGCCUCCUCAGUGGGGUCGGCUUGAUUUCAGUUGUUUCUCUUCAGUUUCAGCCUUCAGCCGUGUGAAGGCCGGUUCGAAUGUCAUUGUUAUUGACUUGCUGGAGUCGCUCAAGUAUGUUAAUAUUAUGUAGUUUGCUUAAAGUCAGUUUAUAUAUUCUGUUAAGGGUGAUUUUAUUUCAUCAAGUAGCAGUGGAUAUGAAGUGCUGCAAUGUACUGUAACAAAACCACAACAAAUUUAUAGCUUUGCAUAAACAAAUAUUAAAUAAUUCUCACUUUU
Myripristis murdjan (pinecone soldierfish) is the source of this 4904-nucleotide messenger RNA. RefSeq names its product inositol polyphosphate-5-phosphatase Ka (gene inpp5ka). Gene Ontology annotation, cellular component: ruffle; plasma membrane; endoplasmic reticulum. The transcript is spliced from 14 exons. Gene Ontology annotation, molecular function: inositol bisphosphate phosphatase activity; phosphatidylinositol-4,5-bisphosphate 5-phosphatase activity; phosphatidylinositol-3,4,5-trisphosphate 5-phosphatase activity. Lineage: Eukaryota; Metazoa; Chordata; Actinopteri; Holocentriformes; Holocentridae. The record is from RefSeq and is a predicted model, not a curated record. Bases 111 to 1592 code for a protein of 493 amino acids. Gene Ontology annotation, biological process: negative regulation of peptidyl-serine phosphorylation; negative regulation of phosphatidylinositol 3-kinase/protein kinase B signal transduction; negative regulation of insulin receptor signaling pathway.